CCCAACGCAUGCGUGACUGCACAAAAAUCGGACCAUCGAAACAGCCCCACUUCUACGCUAUAUUACUUUCAAGAGUUAUCUUACCUAAAGUAGUUUGAAAUGUAAUGUAUUUGCCUUAAUCUAUGUUUGAUAUACCUUACAAAAGGCCGUCAUUUUACAUGACCGUAUUUGUGUGAUCUCUAGUGCAAAUUCGUUGUUCUGUGGUAGUGUAGUUUGUUUGCAAUAUUUGGCGUGUAGCUGGCGGGAAGUGAAAAUGUUAUCAUAUUUAUCUCUUUACGAUAUUUUCAUCAAUUAGCCAAUGGAAGGUGUCUUUUUAACCAGGGCGUGCACUGCUUAUUGUUUUUGAAAAUCACGGUCGAUUAAUGUGAGAAAAGUACUUGCACCGGGGCUUUUUCUGGAUGGUAUCGUCCCACUGGAAGGAUCCGCUCGCUCUGAUAUUUCCACCACAAUGUCUCAGUCAGAGACGUGUUGCAUUUGUGGGGUGAGGUUUGUGAGGGGGCCCAAGGGUUACAACAGGAGGAAAGUCACCACGCUGACCAGCCCCAAGACCUUCCAGCUAGUCUUUGACAUCACUCCUGAUGACUCAUCCUUCCUCUGCUGGGUCUGUCUUGGUGUGCUCAGAAGGAAAACCAAGCAGGAUGGGAAGCUUUGGACUUGGUCAGAUUUGCCAACAAAAGUUGGCAGACCUCGAAAGCCCCGUGCCGAAAUACCAAGCUCAUCCACAACAUUAUCCAAUCAAACUCCAAUUAUAACCAACCCAUCUUCUUUAUCCAUAGAAGAGGAGUGCAUUGCUUCUAAAAAAAACAAACGGAGGCCAGUUCGUCAGUGGGACGGGGAGAAAUGGACCACCAUGAAUUCUUGUUCCCCAGAAUCCCAUUCAACGACCAUCAGACGACCUCAAACUCCCAUAGCCCCAACCACACACUCCUCUUCAACACCAUCAAAUCAAGUAAAUUCCGCAACAUUAUCAAGUCAAACUUCAAAUCAGAUCAGUUCUCUGUUCUCCUUCGGAGAGCGGACAACAAAAAGACGUCCGAAGGCACCCCAAUCUACAACACACUCCACACUCCUGUCUCCUUUCCCCGUUGACAAAGGUAUAAGGCCCAAGAAGAAGAAUCUCUCUUUCUCCAAGACUAAGCAGAGCUAUGGGUUUGGACCUCAUGCCAAGGCCCUGCAUUACAUGCACAGCCACCAGCACCUGAAGGCCUUCAGGUCCCUGAUGAAGACCAAAGCUAGAGAAGCCAUGACCCUUUUCCUCGCAGAGGUUAUCGCCCAGGAGAGUAAGGUAUUGAUGAAGGACCAACGUGGGCCAUUGCGUCAGCCGCUGACUGAGGCGAGUGUUAGUGGAUUUUCCUGGGACGCGGUUCUAGCGUGGGGGGAAGAAAAGGCCCCUAUGACCCUGGCAUGUCUUAGGGCCAUGUUCCCCAAACCCAAAACCAUCAGGACACAGGUUAUGACGGGAGCUAGGAAAACAAAAUGCCCGAGGACAGAAGAGGCAGCAGGUGAUAUGGUCAGCCAGAGGGUGGGGCUUAUCCUGGCCAUCGUCCUCUACACCUCCAUGCAGAAGUGCAACUUCAUCCAGGCCUCUCUGGGGGUCGAGUUCUGGAAACAGGGCUGUCCUCUCAGUGUGUUGAAAGCCCUCAGUGCCCUGGGGGUGUGUCCUAGUGCUGCCUCUACCAGGAGACACGCAGAGAGGCUGACAACCGGCUUUGAUCCACCUCAGCAGGACCGGACAGAGGGGGUGGUGGAGGAGCCUGGGGACUCCUUUUGUAGAUCUGAGGAUGAGAGUCAGACUCUGAGUUGUUCUGAAGAGUAUUCCAGUUCCUCUCCGACCCACUCUCUGAACUCGUUCUCGGACGAAUCCCACUCCAGAGACGGGUCCUGGUCCGAUCGGAGUUCCAGACCUGACUCCAGGAGCGACGACUACCAAGGCCCUACUCAGAGGCCUGACUCCCGGGAGUACCAGAAUCUGAUCAAAGAACAUGGUUACCACAAAGUCCAGAAACCUACAUUGAGUCGAUGGACGAAGAACAGUGAGGACAAAAGGGAGGCAAAGAAAAAACCUGUUCAAAACCCCAAGAGAAGGAAGAUGACGAAAAAGAAACCUGCUCAAUCGCCUCCAGUAGUAAACGCAACUGGCGCGCACCGUUCAGACAUGGAGACUUCUCAAACAAGUAAGGUAAACAUGGAAGUCGUUCAAACGUCUCAAGUAGACAACACACACGUGGAACCCGUUCAAACGUCUCAAGUAGACAACACACACGUGGAACCCGUUCAAACGUCUCAAGUAGACAACACACACGUGGAACCCGUUCAAACGUCUCAAGUAGACAACACACACGUGGAACUCGUUCAAACGUCUCAAGUAGACAACACACACGUGGAACCCGUUCAAACGUCUCAAGUAGACAACACACACGUGGAACCCGUUCAAUUCAGCGACACAAACAAGAAACAUGCUCAAAUAAGUGAGACAAAUGUACAACCUGCUCAAAUGUCUGUAAUGAGCGAGACAAACAUGGAACCAAUUAAAAUGCCCAAAAGAGGCAGGCCAAGGAAGGAACUUGCUCAAAUGUCUGUAAUGAGCGAGACAAACAUGGAACAAAUUAUAAUGCCCAAAAGAGGCAGGCCAAGGAAGGAACUUGCUCAAGUAAGUGAAACAAACAUAGAACACACUCAAACUCCACAAAUAACCGACACACACUUGGAACCUGCUCACAAGCUCAGAAGUCCGAGGAAGAAACCUGUCCAAACGCCCCAGGUAACUGACACACAAAACAAACCCAUUCAAGUAAGCAAUACAGACAUUAAACUUGCUGAGACAAACAAAGAAUCAGUUGUACAGGCCAAGAAUCGGAGGCCAAAGAAGGGAUUCGUUCAAAUUCCACAAUUAACCGACACUUGCAUGGAACCCAUUCCGGUAAGCAAGGUAAACGCGGACACCACUUUAAUGCCCAGUAGCAUGAGAUCAAGGAAGAGACCCAGACAAGUUCCCCAAGUAUCCGGCACAAACCAAGAACUAACUCAAAUGCCCAAAAUAACCAAAAGCAGCAAGGAACCCUCCGAGAUGCUUCAGAAAAUGGACACACACAUGGCACCUGAUGUAACAUCUAAAAGAGGGAGGACAAGGAAGGGACCAAUUGAAAUGUCCCAAGAAACCGACUUACACACAGAAACCGGUCUAAUGCCUCAAGUUGGUGAAAUUAAUCAGCAACGUAUCGAAGGACGGGAAAUAAAUAAAGAACCCGCUGAACCCCAAAAACUUGCUGGAAAGGCUAAAGUAAAUCAGACAAAGAAAGUACCUGCAAAGACACCUGAAAAACUAGAUCAAAUGAAAUUUAUUACAAAGCGCAAAAGAGGCAGGCCAAGGAAAGAACUUGCUCAAGUAAUCAACACAAACAAGGAAACCCCUUCAAUGCAUAAAAUAAGCAAAACGGGCAAAGAAUCUGCUCUUACCCGGGAAAUAAAAAUUAUUGUCAAUAGGAUGGAAAGCUGUAGUGCUGCUGAGAUGCCCCAAAUACGUGAGAUGAACAAUGAACCUGUUCAAGUAAGUGUGGGAAACUUUGAACCUGUUCAAAGACUGAGUGGGGGGUCAAUGGAGGGACUCGUUCAAAUGCCCCAAUUAAGCUGCACGGACAUGGAACCUAGUAAGUUAGGCAGGACCAUCAUGGAAACCACUUCAACGGCAGAAAGUACUGACAAAGAACCUGUUCGAAGGGCUCAAGCAAAUGAAACAAAAGCAGAACUUGCUCAAACGUCUCAGAUAAUGGAAACGAUAAAGGAACACAUUCAAGUAACCAACACAGACGAGGAAACCGCUUCCGUGCCCGAAAGAAGCUGCACAGACAUGGAACUUGCUAAAAGGUACAAAAUGAGUGACUUUCAGACCCGUGUAAUAAGAAUAGUUGACACUAGGAUGAGGGCAAACGAAUCUGUUUCAAAGCUUCAAGUACACGACACAAACCAGGACCCUGAACCUGCUGCAACACCUGAAAUAGGCGACACAAACAAACAACCCACGCGAGUGAUCAGAAUAGUUGUUAACAGGAGGAUACCGGCAGACAUUUGUAGUCAUACCCGGAAAAGCCUGGAGUGUCUGGCUGAGGUAGCGGCCAAAUGUGCUCCAUUAGAUGUUAAAUCUGCCGAAGAGGAUGGAUAGGUAGGUAGACGCAUGUUACUUAUCAAUAUAACAAAUUUCACAACAUGACGUCUCAGGAAGAAGAAAAAAAAAUGUGUUCAAAGGGUAUAACCCUAACCUAAGGGGUGGGGGCUAGUCUGCAAUCAAAUGUCUUCUUCUGUAUUCGUUUUACUGUAAUUGUACAUACCAAUUGUCUUCUCCACCUUGUUCAUUUGAUAUGUACAUAAUCCCAGCAACCUUCUGUGUUUUUUGUCAUUGUGUCCACUGUGGAUUUAGUGUAUUUGUUAGUCUUAUCCCAUUUUGUAUUUAGUUGUUCUGAUUGUACUUCUGUGGUUGUUGACAAUGUAAUAAAAAUGUAUGUGUUUUGUACAAAGGGAAUUCCUGCAGUCAUAGUAUCCAUGCUAAUUUCAGGGUAUUUGUUUUCAUUACACUUACAAAUGUAAUUGGACUAAAAGCAAAGACUGUGAACCAAAACAGAUUUGCCCACUAAUCUUUAAACUAGAAAAUAAAUUGUUAGAAAACAACCACAGCGUUUAUCUUGACUCAAGGCUUUUCCUUUCAUACUGUUUUUGAUGUAUACAUUCUUGCAAUAUUAUCGGGUGUUAAUACUUGUGAUAAUUUUGUGUAUUUUACUGUUGUCUUAUGUAAAAACGAAGCUCACAGAAUAAACAGUACAAUUGUA
Molecule: messenger RNA, 4820 nt
Organism: Salvelinus fontinalis (brook trout)
Lineage: Eukaryota; Metazoa; Chordata; Actinopteri; Salmoniformes; Salmonidae
Exons: 8
Coding region: 449-4159 (1236 amino acids)
Source: RefSeq, a predicted model, not a curated record